Molecule: messenger RNA, 1417 nt
Organism: Protopterus annectens (West African lungfish)
Lineage: Eukaryota; Metazoa; Chordata; Ceratodontiformes; Protopteridae
Gene: SUV39H2
Product: SUV39H2 histone lysine methyltransferase
Exons: 6
Coding region: 155-1375 (406 amino acids)
Cellular component (GO): nucleus
Molecular function (GO): zinc ion binding; histone H3K9 methyltransferase activity; protein binding
Source: RefSeq, a predicted model, not a curated record
GACGACAAAACAAAAAUACUAGUGUCUGCCUUUAUGGGUGUGUCUUUUUUAUUGCUCCUCCUCAUUUUGGAGAAAUCCCACUACUGGCAAGUGUUCCCGCCGUGGCGGGACAGAGAGGGGCGGUUCUGAACGCAAUUUGAUUGGCGUUAUCAAGAUGGCUACAAAUCGAGGUGCCUGGUGUGUCCCUUGUCUAGCCUCAUUUGAAAUCCUUCAAGAACUGUGUAGGAAAGAGAAGCUCACUUGCGAUGCUAUUGGGAUCACCAAGAAAAAUAUUAACGACUAUGAGGUGGAAUACUUGUGUGACUACAAAAUACAACAGGAUAUGGAGUUAUACCUUGUGAAAUGGAAGGGGUGGCCAGAAAGUGCAAAUACAUGGGAGCCCAAAAAGCACCUGAAAUGUUCUUCACUACUGAAACAGUUCUACACUGAUCAGUUGACUUUCCUCACACAGAGUGAACCAGGGAAGCCUCCUGUGCUUAAAAAUAAUAUCAAAAAACUAAAUCCUGCCAUUGUGGACUUUGUAGUUAAGAAAGCUAAACAAAGAAUAGCUUUGCAGCGGUGGGAAGAAGAGCUUAACAGAAAGAAGAGCCAUAAAGAACGGAUCCUGGUAGAAAAUCGAGUUGACCUUGAGGGUCCUCCAAUGGACUUCUACUAUAUUAAUGAAUAUAAAGCCUCUCCUGGGAUUAAUUUGGCUGCUAAAGCAUUAGUUGGUUGCGAAUGUCUCAGCUGCCCUUCAGACAAUUGUUGUCCUGCUGGUGCAGGGGUCCAGUUUGCCUACAAUGAACAUGGACAGCUGAGAAUUCAACCUGGACAGCCUAUCUAUGAAUGUAACUCCUGCUGCAAUUGUGGUCCAGAUUGCACUAACAGGGUGGUACAAAAAGGUACGCCGUAUCCUCUUUGCAUCUUUAGGACUAGCGAUGGCCGUGGUUGGGGAGUAAAGACCCUGCAGAAAAUUAAAAAGAACAGUUUUGUGAUGGAAUACGUUGGGGAGGUGAUCACAAGCGAGGAAGCAGAAAGAAGAGGGCAGCUGUAUGACAGUAAGGGAAUUACUUACCUCUUCGAUUUGGACUAUGCAUCCGAUGAAUUCACAGUUGAUGCAGCGCGAUAUGGAAAUGUUUCACACUUUGUGAAUCACAGUUGUGAUCCAAACUUGCAGGUGUUCAAUGUUUUCAUUGAAAAUCUUGACAUACGUGUCCCUCGUAUUGCUCUGUUUUCAAGUAAGACCAUCAAAGUUGGAGAAGAGCUGACAUUUGAUUACCAAAUGAAAGGAUCUGGUGACCUAAGUACGGACUCCAUUGAUAUUAGCCCAGCCAGAAAGAGACCCAGGACAGUUUGCAAGUGUGGGUCCACUUCCUGUAGGGGAUAUCUCAACUGAAGGCAACAUCUAUGAAGCUCCAGUUUACUUUUAUGUUUUUAG